Molecule: messenger RNA, 762 nt
Organism: Symbiodinium sp. CCMP2592
Lineage: Eukaryota; Dinophyceae; Suessiales; Symbiodiniaceae
Source: the annotation of a GenBank genome assembly
AUGGCGGAAGUGGCAGCCACGGUUCGACGGCUCCUGGCAGUGGGCGGUUUCGUGGUGCUUGAAAAUGCCGUGACAGCCACCGGAGUGGGGGCCGUGUUGCCAGCACCACUGGUAGGAAUGUUUGGACUUUUCGGAUUUCUGCUUUGCCUCGACAGCUGCGGAUACGGAUCGGUCGCCAAUUUCCUUUUCCGACUCUCAGAGCCGGGCUAUCGAUUUCUCUUCAAGUGGGCUCCGGUGUUCUUCACACCUUCUUUGAUCAAGCUGCCGCUGGUGGAGGAGCCCAUUACUGGUGCAGAGUUUGUGCGCCUGAUCCUGCUUCUCUUUGCCGGCGGUCUCCUGCAGAUGGCCUGGGUGGCGACGGUUGCGAAAUUCCUGGGAUCUGUUCUGCCCGCCAACAAGGUGAAGGCCGAAGUCGACAAUGCAGCCCCGGCCCUACCUGGGCUGACGCCGAAAAACGCGGAGCCGUACCCACGACCUGGCAGGCCUUACAAGCGCAGAUGGCUUCCUGUGUAUGCGGUCAUUAUGCUGGCGGCACUGCUUUGCCUGAAGCUUGGUCGGCAGUCUCGCGUGGUGGAGUCCGCCUUCAUCAUGAGCGCCACUCUGCUGGCCUUCGUCCUAGGCAACUUGGCCGGGCCGACCUUCAAGGCGCUUUUGCCACCGGUCUUUGUCGGCGUGUUUGGUGGCUGGAUCGCCAUCGCGCUCUGGGCCCGGGAGGAACCGAGUUUGCCGGAGAAGGGUAGAGGAAAAGAGCAUGCAAUUUGA